Drosophila arizonae is the source of this 1290-nucleotide messenger RNA. RefSeq names its product serine/threonine-protein phosphatase PP1-gamma catalytic subunit-like. Gene Ontology annotation, cellular component: cytoplasm; nucleus. NCBI's taxonomy places the organism in Eukaryota, Metazoa, Arthropoda, Insecta, Diptera, Drosophilidae. Gene Ontology annotation, molecular function: protein serine/threonine phosphatase activity. The record is from RefSeq and is a predicted model, not a curated record.
CGUGCGGCAUCUGUCAGGAUUUAUUGUCACAUUGAACACACAUUUUCUACCAUUUCAAUUACACAAGCGGAUUCCUGAACUCAUCUCAUAUGUUUGCAAUCGAUCAAAUUGUGCGCUACCUAGUCAAAAUCUCGUAAGCUCAAGGAGUUGCGAUCGUAUCUGAAUCAAAGGCGCCUUUCGGAAUGACACACGCGACGACACCACCACACAAUGGCCAGCAGACCCGUAACUCCGGCAUGCUCGAUCCGGCGAACAUUGAUCAGAUGAUAUUGACGAUUAUCGAGGUGCGUCGCGUUAAGCAGCUGCAUCUCACAGAGGCGGACAUACGGGGGCUCUGCCUGCGCUGCAGAGAUGUCUUCCUCCAGCAGCCCAUGCUGCUGGAGCUCUCGGCGCCAGUAAAGAUCUGCGGCGAUUUGCAUGGCCAGUUUACGGACCUGCUGCGCAUGUUCGACUACGGCGGCUAUCCGCCGGCCUCGAACUAUCUGUUUCUGGGCGAUUACGUUGAUCGAGGCAAGCAAUCGAUUGAGACGUUGUGCCUCCUGCUGGCCUACAAGGUCAAGUUCCCGCAGAACUUCUUUGUGCUCCGUGGAAAUCACGAAAGCGCUGGCAUCAAUCGCAUCUAUGGCUUCUACGACGAGUGCAAGCGGCGCUACACGAUCAAGCUGUGGCGCACCUUUGUCGACUGCUACAACUGCAUGCCAGUGGCGGCCAUUGUGGACACUAAGAUCUUCUGCUGUCACGGCGGCCUCAGUCCCGAGCUGAACAGCAUGGCGCAAAUCACCAAGCUGCAGCGCCCCUGCGAGGUGCCCGACAAGGGCCUGCUCUGCGACCUGCUCUGGGCCGAUCCGGAUGCCAAGAUCAUGGGCUGGAGCGACAACGAUCGCGGCGUGAGCGUCACCUUCGGUGCGGACACGGUGGGCAAGUUUGUGCAUCGCUUCAAGUUCGAUCUGGUCUGUCGCGCCCAUCAGGUCGUCGAGGAUGGCUACGAGUUCUUUGCCAAGCGUCAGCUAAUCACCAUCUUCUCGGCCCCGAACUACUGCGGCGAAUUCGAUAAUGCCGGCGCCAUGAUGUCCGUCGAUGAGUCGCUAAUGUGCUCGUUCUUUGUGCUCAAGCCAUCCAAGAAAGUUGGCCUACGGAAAGUGGAACACCUUUUAGGCUUGUAACAUAUCAUGGACAUGGAAAAUUGAUUGGUUUUUAGAAGUAUAAGGUGUAUAGCAGAAUUAUAUCUAGUUGUAAUAAAUUCAUAUUCAUGACCCAAAGACUGUCAUAAUUUUAGUAUGAACAAGAAGA